Messenger RNA from Leptinotarsa decemlineata (Colorado potato beetle), 622 nucleotides. RefSeq lists its product as uncharacterized. NCBI's taxonomy places the organism in Eukaryota, Metazoa, Arthropoda, Insecta, Coleoptera, Chrysomelidae. The record is from RefSeq and is a predicted model, not a curated record. Gene Ontology annotation, molecular function: protein-membrane adaptor activity. Gene Ontology annotation, cellular component: GET complex. Gene Ontology annotation, biological process: tail-anchored membrane protein insertion into ER membrane.
CAGAAUAAUUAUUUACUAUUCUGUGUCACUUCAAGUGAAAUUGAGUGUUUUCAUUUGAAAUAAGUCUUAAGCUAAAAUGUUUUUGUUGAUUUUGUCAACUGUAUUGAGUUUCAUUACCGUUCAUACAUCCAUAAUAGGAAAAUUGAUCUUUAAAUGGAGAAACAGGCCUUCUUCUGAAGAAAUGCAACUUAUUUCUCAAAAGAAAGAACUGCUAGUUGAACAAAGUCAGUAUAACAUCACCGAAAAUUUUGCGAAAUAUUCCAAGGUUCAACGAAAAAUAAACAAAAUCGAGGAAACCCUAGCAGAAUGCCAUAGUAAAAACAAUGGUCUAACAAUGCAAAUUGGACUCACUUACGGACUUAAGAUUCUAUUUGGAUUUACUCUUGUACUUUUCUCAUUAUACUUUCGACACACUCCAGUUUUCACAAUUGACAAAAAAAUUGAUAUGACUCCAUUUAGCUUCAUUAUUUCGUAUCCAAACGGACACAAUAUUGUUUCAUUCCAUUUCUGGUCAUUGUGUUGUACAUCAGUUGCUAAAUUAAUAAAAUUAUAAUGUCAUUAGACCAAUACUUUGCUAAACCUACUGUAGAUCAGUAAAUAAACAUUCACACUGUGAAAUAAA